Messenger RNA from Drosophila erecta, 417 nucleotides. RefSeq names its product R-spondin-1. The record is from RefSeq and is a predicted model, not a curated record. The coding region runs from base 22 to 417 and encodes 131 amino acids. The transcript is spliced from 2 exons. Lineage: Eukaryota; Metazoa; Arthropoda; Insecta; Diptera; Drosophilidae.
CAAAUCAAUCCUACUACCAACAUGAAGUCAACUAUUCAUAUGGGCACCCUGGGCAUCGUGGUGCUAGUGCUCUGCUGCCUGGAUUUUUCCAGUUCGCAAAACAGCACAUCCGCUUCUAGCAGUCCCUCCUUCUCCUCGUCAGGCGCGCCUAGGAAAGUGCACCUAACCAACCUUAAGUACUCCAUUGUGAGAAAGAUCCGCGCGGGCAACAUCCCCGCCAGCGGCAGCAGUAUCACCAGGAGUUCUAGGACCAGUAGCAACAAGAAACUGAACGCCAAGAAGACCCAGGCCAAACGGGGCCAGGCCAAACGUGGCCAGGCCAAACGGGGCCAGGCCAAACGGAGCCCGGCCAAACGGAGCCCGGCCAAGCGAUCCAACAAGAACAGGAAGUCGAACUCCCGCCGCGCCAGGGGUUAA